AUGGUCAAUGGAUUAUUUGGGCUCGCCGCCGGCCUGCUUGCGUUGAGCGGGCUUGCAAAUGCCCACGGCUCGCAUGGAAGUGAACAAGCUACCUCGGAUGAUUGGGCCACGAGGCAUAUGAUCGAGGAACACCACAUUGAAACCUUUGACCCCACCUCAUUCUUCAUCCUCCACGAUUACGAUUCCUCGGGGACAUGGACUCGGGAUGAAGUGCGCAAAACAUACGGCCUCAAUGACGAAUCCAACGAUGGCGUUAGUGAAGACAAAAAACAAGAAGCUGUGCGCGCAGUGUUCCAACUCUUCGACACUGGAAACACAGGGUUCAUCGACCGGAAUGACUGGCUGGCGGGCAUUGCGGCUGGUAAACGGUUGCCCGAUCUCGGUUAUGGUCCUGGACACCAUGGCGAUAUUGAGUAUGAAUAUGAGAUUCAUCACUUUGAAAAGUACCAUGGCGAUGAUACCACAGAGGAGGAUUUGACUCAUCCUGAGGAUAUUGAGCAUUUCCGCAAGCACGACGAGGAGGAGGAUGCUGCUCUUCGGCUCGAGAAGCUAGAGCAGAUCCAAAUUGUCGAGAGCAAUAUUCCUCAGAAGUUCCGUCGGAAUUUCUAG
Molecule: messenger RNA, 609 nt
Organism: Penicillium paradoxum
Lineage: Eukaryota; Fungi; Ascomycota; Eurotiomycetes; Eurotiales; Aspergillaceae
Product: nucleobindin SSP120
Exons: 2
Coding region: 1-609 (202 amino acids)
Cellular component (GO): endoplasmic reticulum-Golgi intermediate compartment; extracellular exosome
Molecular function (GO): calcium ion binding
Source: RefSeq, a predicted model, not a curated record